AUGCCUGCCAUCACAAGAUCCAAGUCUCCUUCCAAGAAGGCACCGGCCGAUCCAAACCAAGCCUCCUCCGCCGCAAACACCUACACGAAUGUCGCACCGGUCGCAAACAUGCUAGCACCUAGAAAGGAAGCUCUAGCUGGUGCUAAAAAUGCACUUUCCGAUGCCAUGGUUCCAGCCUUGGCGCCGCUAUCUCCUUCCAAGAGAAAGAGAAGCGCAAAGACUAUCAGUGGUGACGAAGGCGUUGGCGCGCAAACUUCUGAGCCUAUGAAGCGAACACGGGUCGAGAGGAGUGAUGCCCCUCGUUCCCGCCCAACAAGUGGUCAACCUGAUUUGGCUACAACAACUUAUCCUCAAGUGGAGAGGGUCAUCCUUGGUCUUGAAGACACACCAGUAUUUGGCACUGCUGGUGGUGCUCCCAAGGAGAGUCUUGAUGCUGCUGCUGCAUCAACUCCCACACCCUCUCCAAAGGCCGUCAAAACCACGGCCGCCGCUCCAGUUUUGGACGGCGAAGAAAAUGGUGCCACGGCAAAGGCUCCAAUUUCUGCGGUCACUGUUACAGCUGGCCAAGCCGAUGAUGAGACUGUCGUCGAGCAACCUUCACCUCACCCCGCUGCCGAUUCUGCAGACCCUUUGACUGCCAACGAGGCAGAAGCCCAUCUUCCUGCUGCACCUCAGGGUUGCUCUUCGAGCGAUCUCGAGGUUGCUAAGGAGGAACUUGGUGCUCCAAAGAUCAGCAUUACCAAUAAGUGCAAGUGCGAUGAGCUUGCUGCCAAGGUUCAAAAGAUGGCUCGGCUGGAAGCUGAACUACGUGAAAGUCGAGAUAUGUACCAGAGGGAGCUCGAAGCUGCAGUAGAAGAGAGAGAUGCUAUUGAGAUCAAGGAAGAGGAAGCUCGGAAGGAGUACAACAGAAUCAGAGAGAACUUGAAAAACCACUUAGAGUUAACUCAUCAGCUCCGCAGUGACAGAGGCCGACUUUCUAAAUUGAAUGACGACCUAAAGAGAGAGAACGACCGACUCGCCCAGAAAAACAGGGAGCUCAAAGACACCCUUGACAAGUAUUGUAACGCCGUCGAUGUUCUCAAUGCACAAGUUCCUCUGUUCACCUCAGAUCAAGAAAAAUUCGAGAAAACCAGGGAACUUCUUAGGGUCGAAGCGGCGAAGACCGCGGAAUAUGAGGGUCAGUUUCAGGAGGCAGCUAAUUUUUUCGCUGCGGAUGAGGUAGUUGAGAGCAUCGAACCAGUCGAUCCAGCUCAAGGAAGUACGUCUCACGAAAAUCAUAAUCAUGAGGAACAUACUCAGGAAGAUCGCUCCCGUCGUUAUCGCACACCGACUCCUGACAACAAUCGUGACAACUUUGAUGAGGUCUACGCCGAUGAUGACGAUGACGCUAAUAAUAUUCCUCCCCCAGCAGCUCCACCUGCUGGAGCUGCUGGCACUCAACAGUCUCAGCGAGCUUCUAGUUUCGCCGGGUUUCAGGAAUCAUCUAGGUGGGAGUGUCGUCAUGAUCGUGGUUAUAACGGAAAUACCUGUCGCCACUGUGGUGCCCACGUUCUCGCCGAGGAACAUCCCGAGUUUGAUCGUGAUAGAUCCGUUGCUCUUGCAGAUGAGCUACCACCUAGUCCCAGUGAUGAAGAAGAGCGCGAUAGUGAUAGCGCUUCUUAUGAACCAGCAGAAGCUGUCAUCAAUACCCAAGAUGAAUCACAACAGGUCGGUUCGCCAGUCCUCUCUGGCAAUGAGGAUUAUGAAGAGAACGACCAGGAGGAUGAAUCUCAGCAUGAAGGUCCCUCGGACUUUUCCGAUGAUGAGUAUUAUGACAAUGAAAACCCACAGGAUCAUCAGGAACCUCCUCAUCCUGCUGCGGCAGUUGAAAAGACCACUGUCCCUCAUCCUGCUGCAGAAGUUGAAAAGACUACUUCUGCCCCUUCUGAACCCCACUCCUCUUCCUCUCCUUCUCCCUCAUCUUCCAAGAAGAGAAAGGAAAGUCCUGUCAGCGCAUCGAGCCCUGCCAAAAAGGUCAAGUCAACAAAAACUGAAUUGGCUGGUCCUAGCAGUACUGCUGCGCCUCAUUUUCCCAUUGAAUUCAAGCCUGCACAUCCAGGCUGGGGAUCCCCGAGUGUUCUUUCACCACAGAUUGGUAUCACUGCUCCAGCACCUUCAACUUCAUCUUCAGCAAGUGAGCGCACUACAGCAGCACCCUUAUUACCGACUGUCAUCACUCGCUCUGGAGCUGCAGUUCAAUUUGGAGCUGCGACAAUCUUUGGUGCCAUAUGCACCGCUAGAUCUUCUGUUCGCUUUGAGUCUACACAUUCAUUCGGAAUUCCAGCCUUAUCGGCAGCAAACCCUUCUGUCGGUGCUUCCCCUAAGGAGGAGAAUACUGAAGAAGACAAGCCAGCUGAUCAAAAGAAAUAA
Molecule: messenger RNA, 2409 nt
Organism: Botrytis fragariae
Lineage: Eukaryota; Fungi; Ascomycota; Leotiomycetes; Helotiales; Sclerotiniaceae
Exons: 2
Coding region: 1-2409 (802 amino acids)
Source: RefSeq, a predicted model, not a curated record